This is a messenger RNA of Bemisia tabaci, 5871 nucleotides long. RefSeq names its product protein argonaute-1 (gene AGO1). Lineage: Eukaryota; Metazoa; Arthropoda; Insecta; Hemiptera; Aleyrodidae. The record is from RefSeq and is a predicted model, not a curated record. Gene Ontology annotation, molecular function: protein binding; RNA binding.
UUUAAAUGGACACUUUUGUAUGAAAUGAACGAAGUCUGGUGAAGUUGAAAUUACAUUCAGUAAUGGUAGUUUCUGCCAAAAAUUAUUAAAGUUGAGUUACAACAUCUCUACUUUGGUGAACAAUUCUUCAAAGAUAUUUUCGAUUGAGAAUACAUCGAUCAACAUGAAUGCUCUACUACCGCAAAUCGAUGCUUCUCCUCUUUCGCCUUCGCCCGAUUAUCACCCUGAGAGGCAGAAGUCAUUUGGUGCAUGCAUGCAGUCUGGGGCACCUCCAGCAGCCGGACCUGCCGGGGCCGUGGCCCCUCCAGGCGCAGUGGCAGUCCCUCCUGGCGCUAUGGGCCUCAUUCCACCACAGCAACCACCUCAUCAACCACCACAACCUCCAGAUUUGCCAAUUUUCAACUGCCCACGACGGCCAAAUCUUGGAAGAGAAGGUCGUCCCAUCGUACUCAGAGCCAACCACUUCCAAAUCACUAUGCCCAGAGGAUUCAUCCAUCAUUAUGAUAUCAACAUCCAGCCAGACAAAUGCCCCCGUAAGGUCAAUCGUGAAAUCAUCGAGACCAUGGUCCAUGCUUACAGUAAAUUAUUCAGUAAUUUAAAGCCUGUCUUUGAUGGAAGGAGUAACCUUUACACCAGAGAUCCUUUGCCCAUUGGAAAUGACAGAAUGGAGCUAGAGGUCACUCUACCUGGUGAAGGUAAAGAUAGAGUCUUUAGAGUAGCCUUGAAGUGGGUUGCCCAGGUUUCAUUAUUCGCCCUAGAAGAAGCUCUAGAAGGCAGAACUAGACAGAUUCCUUUCGACGCAAUUUCGGCUUUAGAUGUAGUCAUGAGACACUUACCUUCAAUGACCUACACGCCAGUAGGCCGAUCGUUUUUCUCAUCACCUGAUGGCUAUUAUCAUCCAUUGGGUGGAGGUCGUGAAGUUUGGUUUGGAUUCCAUCAGUCUGUCAGGCCUUCUCAAUGGAAAAUGAUGCUCAAUAUUGAUGUAUCUGCCACAGCAUUUUACAAAGCACAGCCUGCCAUUGAAUUCAUGUGCGAGGUUUUGGAUAUUCGAGAUGUCAAUGAGCAGCAACGCAAACCAUUAACUGAUUCCCAACGGGUCAAGUUUACUAAAGAAAUCAAAGGUCUCAAAAUAGAAAUAACUCAUUGUGGAACGAUGCGUCGAAAAUAUAGAGUGUGCAAUGUCACCCGACGACCAGCGCAGAUGCAAUCAUUUCCGUUGCAACUUGAAAAUGGUCAGACUGUUGAAUGCACCGUUGCAAAAUACUUCUUAGACAAGUACAAGAUGAAACUUCGGUAUCCUCAUCUUCCAUGUUUGCAAGUUGGACAGGAACACAAGCAUACUUACCUACCUCUGGAAGUGUGUAACAUUGUUGCUGGUCAAAGAUGUAUUAAGAAAUUGACAGAUAUGCAGACGUCCACUAUGAUUAAAGCAACUGCCCGUUCAGCUCCCGACAGAGAACGUGAAAUCAACAACCUUGUCAGACGUGCCGACUUCAACAAUGACUCGUAUGUUCAAGAGUUCGGCUUGACAAUUUCAAACAACAUGAUGGAAGUAAGAGGCCGUGUCCUCCCUCCCCCGAAGUUGCAGUACGGCGGACGUUCCUCAGUGCAGGUUGUUGGGUUCAAUCCCCUCCAUGCCAAAACCCAAGCCAUGCCCAACGCUGGUGUCUGGGAUAUGCGAGGGAAGCAGUUUUUCACAGGCGUUGAAAUUCGAGUGUGGGCGAUAGCGUGUUUCGCUCCGCAACGAACGGUCAGAGAAGAUGCCUUGAGGAACUUCAUUAUUAAUCUACAAAAAAUAAGUAGCGAUGCAGGAAUGCCGAUCGUAGGUCAACCCUGCUUUUGUAAAUAUGCGACUGGGCCGGAUCAAGUGGAGCCAAUGUUCCGUUAUCUCAAAACAACUUUCGUUGCGCUCCAGUUGGUCGUCGUCGUGCUUCCAGGCAAAACUCCUGUCUACGCUGAAGUGAAACGAGUAGGUGAUACAGUUCUUGGAAUGGCCACUCAAUGUGUUCAAGCUAAAAAUGUCAAUAAAACCUCACCACAAACUUUGUCGAAUCUCUGCUUGAAGAUCAAUGUGAAAUUAGGUGGAAUCAACAGUAUUCUUGUUCCAAGUAUCAGACCUAAAGUAUUCAAUGAGCCUGUCAUUUUCUUGGGUGCUGAUGUCACUCAUCCCCCAGCAGGUGAUAACAAGAAGCCGUCAAUUGCAGCUUGUGUCGGCUCGAUGGAUGCCCAUCCAAGUCGAUAUGCAGCAACAGUACGCGUUCAGCAGCACAGGCAAGAGAUCAUUCAAGAACUCUGCUCAAUGGUGAGAGAACUACUGUUAAUGUUCUAUAAGAGCACUGGAGGUUAUAAACCACAUCGUAUCAUUCUCUACAGAGACGGAGUGUCUGAAGGUCAAUUCAUCCAUCUUUUGCAGCAUGAACUCACAGCCAUUCGAGAAGCUUGUAUAAAACUUGAAGGUGACUACAAACCUGGAAUUACAUUCAUCGUGGUACAGAAGAGACAUCACACAAGACUAUUCUGUGCUGACAAGAAAGAACAAUCUGGCAAAUCUGGAAAUAUUCCCGCCGGAACAACAGUAGAUGUUGGAAUCACACACCCAACUGAGUUUGACUUCUAUCUUUGCAGUCAUGCAGGAAUCCAGGGUACCAGCAGGCCAAGUCACUAUCAUGUACUGUGGGAUGACAACCAUUUUGACUCCGAUGAACUUCAAUGUCUAACUUAUCAAUUAUGUCACACGUAUGUUAGAUGUACCAGAUCUGUUUCUAUUCCUGCUCCAGCCUACUAUGCCCAUCUUGUUGCAUUCCGAGCCCGUUAUCACUUAGUGGAAAAAGAACACGACAGUGGAGAAGGAUCACACCAUUCUGGUUGCAGUGAAGAUAGAACACCUGGUGCUAUGGCUCGUGCCAUCACAGUCCACGCUGAUACCAAAAAAGUGAUGUAUUUCGCUUAGUGAGACCGAACAGAAUAUCCCCGAAAUCCAAUUUUGUACAAACAAGGUGUUUAUAAUUUUACUUUAGCAUCAUUUUAUCAUUGUCGACUCUUGACUUUCCUUUUUUCUUCUCUUUAAAGUUAGCUAGCAUUUUGUUCAUUGUUAAUAAAGUUAGUCUGCCACCAAAGAUUAUGUGAGAAGUUACUGCCUUGGAUUCAAACUGAUCUACGCUAAAUUUUGCAAUUAUUCGAUUUUAUUUUUUUGCCUCCUUAGUAUACUUUGAAUAUUUAUCAGGAGAUUUCCAGUUUCUCCUACUCUGCCACGAACCUCCCAGCAUUCAAUCCUGCCUGUAUGAUAGUGACGUAUAUCGAAUGAAUGACAUGAUCAAACGUAUCUUCUAAUCUAAAUGUUAUCCAAUUUGUUUUGUAAUUAAUGACUUAGGCUAUUUUUGCGUUACUGUUUGCUUAUUCGGGAACAGUGUGUCUGUGUAUCAAGAGCGAGUGUGUUUGCGCAGUUGAGGUGUUCAUUAGCCAAAAUCAGUCAAAGCAAGUGUAAAUUUUGAGGAUUGCAUACUUUUUACCGAGUAAUUACUUCCUAAUUUAUUGUUUCAUACUUAUAUUUUAAGUACUUCUGAUGUUUUUAUCUGUGAAUGCCUCAACUUUGCUUAAUUUUGUUCCUCGUGAUCUACCCUGGAUUGAAUUUUUACUUUCAUGCCGUUUGUAAAAAGUACCUGUAACAACUCAAUUCAUAUAAUAAACUGUAGGUUAACUGGAUUCAAAUACCACUCAAUAUCAGUGGGUGGAAUUACUGAUGCUCGUUUUUAGGUUUGUUUUAAGGAUAAAUUUUCCAAUAGGACACUUCUCAUUUGACUCUUUAUCGUUAGUUCAUUACUAAGUUUCUCAAAUGAUGAAUGUUAGGAUUUUUAAGUUCUUAGUCAACUAUUAAGUGUAAAGUUGAUCAAAAAUCUGCGUCCAUUGAAUAGGAAUGAAAAUGAGAGUGGGGGAAAAAGCCUUGUCCUUUACCUAAUUAUGAUUUUUGUUGAACUCUUUAAGUACUAGAUUUUUAAAUUUGUUCCAAUCGUGCCCUGGUAUUUAGGAAAUGGGAAGAGAAGCCUGGAUAUCAUGCGUUCUAACCAGUUAACUAUAACCGGUGAGAUCCUUGCUAGUACCUGGAAGAACUUGUUUGGAGGAAACCGGUCCGAGAAGCAUAUUCUCUGUAAAGUGUAGAUGAGCCUGCACAAUUUUCUGAAAUUUAAUCUUAAUUUUAUCCCUUCACAUUUAACUGUGAUUGUAUUCGCUUUCUUAUGAUUUUGGACUGGUACAUCGCCUGCCAUCUAGCAAUUAUAUUUUGUUUCUUAGUAACUGUUCUUUUUUGAUCAAGUGGAAGUUAUUUUGCAGGUGAACUUUUUUUACUUCAAAUAAGCACUGUACAUCUCACAGUACCUCAUUUUAAAGAGAGCUCUUUACUACGGUUUACUAUCACAAUGUCUGUUUGUUGCCAUUGCACUGAGCAGAUAGUUUAAAGUUCAGCGCACCCUUCCAGUUUAUUUUAGCCUUAGAACCGAUUUUUUCUCUGUCUUUUUUUUUUUCAUUUUAGGAGAACUUAAGAUUAGUUCGGAAUGCAUUUGAAUAAUGUAAUUGGCUAGUUUUUGUGAUCUCUUGUGAUGUCAAUUUUUGUUAGAAUGUUCUGUGGCGCAUACUGCUGAAGCCCCAACAGUCUGUCCAAAAUUUUUAUUGAUACUCACAAUACAGCAAGCCUAAAUUCAGCUUUUUGACAUUUAUCUUAUUUUCUCUUAAAAGUGAGAAAAAAAUAUUCUAAGACCUUGUUUUCGUUACUUUAUCAUGCGAUAUCAACACUAAUCUUCUUCGCUCAUGUGUUCAAUCUAUUAUUUUAUGAUCGUUUCGCCAACAACUGAAGCCGCCUUGGCCACUUAGCAUGCCUUGUUAUACCUAUCUUACUCAUGGGCAAACUUCUCGAAUAAGGCAGGUAAAUUAUUAGGAUGCACGCUCAUAUUACUCCUAUAUUGUGUUCUCCACCCUCCCUUUCAUCACUCCAGUGGGUCUUUUUUCUGUUUCAUGUUAGGUUAUUAAGUUGGCUCCAUGCUAACUUAUUUUUUUCUGCUUUCCUCUCUAAAUUUUUUUACUUUCGAUUCCAUCCAUUAACUCUUGAUGUGGCAUUUUUCUUAGUUUUGAUUUUCUGAAGUCUCAUGUACCUAUUAACCAGUCAGUAUUCAUUUUUUAGACUUAUUUAGAUGCUAGGGGUUUUUUUUAACCCUUGUUGCCUAGCGCUGCCCCGCAGUUGGAAGUUGCCUCAGUUCUCUGGAAGCGGGUGCAAAUAUGGGAGAGUAGGUGGAAGGCUUAGCAGUCAAUAUGGAUCAAGUUGUGCUGGAUCUUUAAUGUUUCUUCUCGUUUAACCUCCAAAACCGACUUGUUCAAUUUUAGUUAACCAUUAUCCUUCAAAAGAGAUUAUUUCUUCCAUUGAUAAUUGAUUGUUUUUCCCCUGAAAUUUGAUUCAUCUUGUAAAAUAUUCUAUCCGAACAAGGGAAGACGCUUUUUCUACUUCUCUUCUAUUUGUUGCAAGUUCUUUUGGUGGGUUACGUUGAAAUUUUUAUCCUUGACUGUUAUAAUAUCAGGACAAGGUAUCAUACGCUUUUGUCUUAUUGUACUUUUUAUUUUAUGAUUAAUUUUUAACUUAAUUUUUAUUUCUUUCUUGUACUUGUGGCUGUUAAAUUUUCUAAGUGUUCUGUAUCAAUUGUAAAAUGGUAUUUUGAUUCCCAAAUCUCCAAGCCUGUAAAAUAAUCCACCUUUCAUUUUUAUUGUUAUAAGAUUUUUCUUCUGAUCAUGGCUAAUUGUCAAUGCAGAUCUAAGCAUUAAAUUGAAAAUAUUAUUUGAGGAGAUUAGUCUGUAUCAUUAAAAAUAAAAUUUUAAUUUGUAUUAUAUGAA